GAUACUGCAGACAUGUCAGGUCCUGCAGAGUCAUGCACCAGGAACAAACGGAACCACACAUUGCACGGCUUUAUGUCUUUAUUAUCAUGUUUCUGUUGUACUAUUAUCAGCUUUAAGUCGCUUCUGAGGAGUUAUACGUGUGUGUUGCUGCUCUGAGAUCAGAUUCCGAAGCACCGAGGAGCAUUACUGAAGAGAGCUGGGAGAAGCACUCAGAUCUGAAGCAACAGUACUCAGAGUGCAGUGUGAAGUACUCUGUCAGUGUUCGUAAAUACAGAAGCUGGUGAAGCAUGGGGAACCUGAUCAAAGUUCUAACGAGAGACAUCGACAACAAUGGAGGAAACUUCUUCCUGGACUUUGAGAACGCUCAGCCCUCCCUCUCGGAGACAACGCUGUGGGAGGAGGUGAAUGAGGUUCUGCUGGAGGCUCGGCUGGUUCUGCAGCAGCUGCAGGAGUACAGGGGGGCGGGGGAGGAGAUCCGGCAGGCGAUCCAGAGUCCCAGUGUGGGGGGGGUGCAGGAGAAGGCCUGGUCCGCUGUGGUUCCUUUGGUUGGGAAACUGAAAACCUUCUAUGAGUUCUCCCAGAAGCUCGAGGUGAGUCUGCGCUCCCUCCUGGUUGUCCUCACCUCCUCCGGCUCCACCCCCACUCAGCAGCUGGAGCAGAAACAGGCUCUGGCUCGACAGUUCGCUCACAUGCUGCACUUCACGCUGCGUUUCGACGAGCUCAAGAUGACGAACCCGGCGAUCCAGAACGACUUCAGCUACUACAGACGCACCAUCAGCCGCAUGCGCAUCAACAACCUGGCUGCCGACGCAGGAAAUGAGGUCAACAACGAGCUGGCCAAUCGGAUGUCUCUGUUUUACGCCAGCGCCACGCCAAUGCUGAAGACGUUAAGUGACGCCACGUCAAAGUUCGUCUCCGAUAACCCAGAACUCCCGCUCGAGAACACGACAGACUGUCUGAGUACGAUGGCCAGUGUGUGUAAAGUGAUGCUGGAAACACCGGAGUACCGCAGUCGUUUUGCCAGCGAGGAGACGGUGCUGUUCUGCCUCCGUGUGAUGGUCGGCGUCAUCAUCCUGUACGACCACGUUCACCCUGCAGGAGCCUUCGUUAAGACUUCCAAUAUAGACAUGAAAGGCUGCAUCAGGGUGCUGAAGGAGCAGCCGCCCAACAGUGUGGAGGGGUUACUCAACGCUCUCAGGUAUACGACCAAGCAUCUGAACGAUGAGGCGACCUCCAAGCAGAUAAAAACCAUGUUGCAGCCAAAUUAACUGAAACUGAAACUGGAAAGAUAAAAAGUGUUGUGGUCCAAAUUUCAAGAAAAACUACUGAACAAACCUUUAGCUAAUAUUUCUGUUUCACCUCAAAUGUUGUUGUUUUUUUAUUCUCGAUUGAAAAUCAAGCUGUGUUUUGUUGUUGUACAAAAAAAAGAAAACAAGAAAAACAAUGUUUUAAUUUCAUGAUGCAAGAAAAAGAGGUAAAACUGUGCUUUUUGGUAAAAGUAAAUAAAUAUGGAGACAAGGUACGGGGGGCAAUUUCUGCAAUAAAAAUAAGUCGUACAUUUAGAAAGAAAACGGGAAAUAUUCUGUUUUCUUUUAACAGAGAAUAAAGUCAUGUUAAGCAUUAAAGUACGGAUUUUACGAAGAUAAAUUCUCACAUUUACAAAACCAAAACUUAAAAGAUUGUUAAGAUUAUUUAGUCCAAUAAUUGUUUUUACAAUUUCCAUCAAAAAAACAAGAUAUUUAGACAAAUCCUAAAAUAUCAAAUAAUAAAAAUCCAAAACAAAUAUAAAAAUAUUUCUGUUUUUUGUUGACCGUUCUACUGCAAGAUUUUGUCAAUAGAUAAAAUAAAACAAUUAAAAAACCGAGUCAAACAUUUCAUCGUUAAAAUGUAAAAAAAAAAAAAAAAAAAACACAAUUUCCACAAAAAUGUAAAAAUGAAAUCCAAAAAUGAUUUAACUCUUUUUGGGAAAAAUUCUGAAAAACAAAAUCAAAAAUAUUCAAGAGAAAAAAAAAAUGAUUUCAAACAUUUUCAAACAGAAAUUGGCAAUCGUUAAAUAAAGUAACUUAAAGUCAAACAUUUCUGGGAAAAAAUGAAUACAUUUUUUUUUUAAAUCAAGAAAAUAAUUUAACUUCCAUAAAAAGAUAAUUCCAUUUUUCAGGAUUUUUUUUUCUCCAAGAACUCAAAACGUUUUCAAGUAAAAACCACAAUUUCCUGAAAUGAAUGUUUCUGUUUUGUAAGAAAAAUCCUGAUUUCCAAGAUCAAAUGAUCCCCGGUACCCUGUCGCCGUAAUGUGAUGUCCGUUUUUCCGAAGGCUGAGAGAUACAGCCUCAUGGUCGAUGCAUUUCUUUAUCCGAAAAGUUUAAAUAUUAGAAUUGUGUGUGAUUUUUGUUGAAAGAAGUUUUGGAUUAUUUAAGAAAGGAAGACGGUACUGAUACGAGGAAACCUCACAUUUAGUUUGAAACUGAUCUGAUCAGUGUUGACUGGAAAUCUUUUAUUUUAUUUUGUGUUAAUGCUUCAGUGUCAGGGAUUGUAUAGCAGUAAUUGUUCUUAAUGAUGUCUAUGUUGGCCAAAUAAAGUUUUUACAUUUUUAAGAAAAA
Eleginops maclovinus (Patagonian blennie) is the source of this 2597-nucleotide messenger RNA. Its product is annotated as CYFIP-related Rac1 interactor B-like. Gene Ontology annotation, biological process: regulation of actin filament polymerization; positive regulation of T cell activation. The transcript is spliced from 12 exons. The record is from RefSeq and is a predicted model, not a curated record. NCBI's taxonomy places the organism in Eukaryota, Metazoa, Chordata, Actinopteri, Perciformes, Eleginopidae. The coding region runs from base 288 to 1268 and encodes 326 amino acids. Gene Ontology annotation, molecular function: small GTPase binding.